GCACUUUCCUUACGCCUCCUGCCCUUCAUCUCGUCCACCUACCUUACAUACGCCUCCCCCAUCUCAAGGAAUAUCACUCCACUCUACUGUGUCUCGGCACCAGUUCCAGCCUCGACAACGCCUCUCAACAAGCAACCAUAUCCACAGCUGUCUUUAUAAUCCCCGUUUCUUCCCCAGAUUCUUCCGUACGGAUACAGAUCCAUCACCAUCGGUACGUGGAGCCCGUCGACAACGCAGCAACAUCCAGACUUUUUGUCUAACACCUGCGUGAUAGGACUUCACCUGUUCAUCCUCCCCGGCACACACAAUCAAAAUGCCCGCCAGCCAGAUCCAAAUCGCCUCGCCUCUUCCUAUUUCUCCUCAACGGAGGAAUCUGCGCCUGAUGACGGGCCAGGAUCUCUACACAAGUCUAAACGCGACUCUCGCCUCAACCACCCACCGCCCGGUGACGCCUGUACAUAUGAUUCAAGAGAACGACUACAGCGUGCCGGCGCCUCCUCCACCGAGCCCGGUAUCAUUCGCUACGGACCACUGGCAGUCAUCAAUCCGCCGAUGAGACAAUCUUGCCCAGAGCUACGAACGAAUUCUUUCUGCCCACUGUUCGACACAGGGGCUACUCUUUGCUUGUACAAUCAGCAUACGGACAAAUCAUGGGAGUACGGGGCGAAAUGGGCGCGGAGCAAUUUUUUUUUCUCAAACGGCUCGCGAAAUGAGGUUUACACAAAAAGCAGGACUGGCACAUAUCAUGGGUUUCUUCUUCUUCUCGGUCUGCAUACGGGGUGAUUGGCAGCAAGUAGCCAC
Messenger RNA from Colletotrichum scovillei, 801 nucleotides. RefSeq lists its product as uncharacterized. Lineage: Eukaryota; Fungi; Ascomycota; Sordariomycetes; Glomerellales; Glomerellaceae. The record is from RefSeq and is a predicted model, not a curated record. Bases 314 to 556 code for a protein of 80 amino acids. The transcript has a single exon.